This is a messenger RNA of Heteronotia binoei (common prickly gecko), 3786 nucleotides long. RefSeq names its product zinc finger protein 709-like. Gene Ontology annotation, biological process: regulation of transcription by RNA polymerase II. NCBI's taxonomy places the organism in Eukaryota, Metazoa, Chordata, Lepidosauria, Squamata, Gekkonidae. The coding region runs from base 121 to 3249 and encodes 1042 amino acids. The record is from RefSeq and is a predicted model, not a curated record. The transcript has 6 exons. Gene Ontology annotation, molecular function: DNA-binding transcription factor activity; RNA polymerase II cis-regulatory region sequence-specific DNA binding.
CCUCAGCGCGGCCUGUGUGGCUUUUUUCUCCUCCCCCCCCUUUUCUUUCCCCCCUUCCUGCUUUUGCCGCCGCCUGAGGGGAAGCACCUGAGGAGGAGGAGGAGGAGGAGGGUCGAUGAGAUGAAAGUGACAGGGACUCAAAAGAAGAGGAUGGAGAUGGAAGAGGAGGACCCAGAAGGACCUGGAAUAGGCAAGAGAUCAAGGGAAAGUUUUAAUCUUACCCAGGCUGUGAGUGAUGUUGAAUUCUGGGAAAGAGCUGCACCAGAGAUUCUCUCUCAGGACACAAUGACUGCAGAUGGACGCAACCGCUGCUUCCGGCAGUUCCUCUACGAUGAGGCUGAUGGACCCCGAGAGGUUUGCAGCCAGCUCCAUGGACUUUGUAGCCACUGGCUGGAGCCCGAGAGGCACACCAAAAGGCAGAUCCUGGACCUGGUGAUCCUGGAGCAGUUCCUGGCCAUCCUGCCCCAGGAAAUGCAGUGUUGGGUAAGAGGAUGUGAGCCAGAGACCAGUUCCCAGGCCGUGGCCCUGGCCGAAGGUUUCCUCCUGAGUCAGGCUGAGGAGAAGAGGCAAGCAGAGCAGAUGUGGGGACCAGCUGUAAAGAUGGAAGCCAAGUUCUCUGAGGCAGAAGGAGCUUCAUCAGAGGAAAGUCAGAGGGUGCAGGCCAAGAAGUGUGCCCAAGAUACCCUGUCAAGUGGCCAUGAAGAGAUGUUGCCAAGCCAUCAUCUUUCCAGUGGAGCGCAAAUGUCUACUCCCUCUCUGAUCCAGUGUCCCUUUUCCUUUGAGGAGGUGGCUGUGUAUUUCACCAAAGCUGAGUGGGCCCUCCUGGAUCCGAGCCAAAAAGCUCUCUAUAGGGAAGUCAUGUUGGAGAACUAUGGGCAUGUGGCCUCUCUAGCAGGGAGAGAUCAGCAGAACGAGGAUGAGGAACAGCAUCCACUAUUGCCAGAUGAACUCCAGAAUGAAGAUAUGAGGGGAAACUUCAGGAAUCAAGGAAAACCCAUGAGGCAGAAAGGCAGCCACGUGGUUAAGAAGAGGGACAAACCUAUUCCUUGUCAAAGGGAGGGUUUCCAUGAAGUCAUUCACAUGGUGGAGGAAACAGACAAGGACUUUGAGUGUGGAAGGAACAUCUCUGAUCAAACCCAAUAUAAGGUCCAUUUAGAAAUGCAUGGUGGAAAGAGCAGCCAUGAAUGCCUGGAGAGUGGAAAGACCAUGAUUGGCAGAGCAGAGCUUUGCAGACAUCAAAGAACACAUAUAGGAGAGAAACCUUAUAGGUGCUCAGACUGUAGCAAGAGUUUUUCAGAGAAAUCAGACCUUAUUCAGCACCAAAAGAUGCAUUCAGGGGAGAAAAAAUUUACCUGCUCAGAGGCUAGAAUGGCAUUCUCUGAUGGAAGAAAGCAUAAAGUACGCUUCCCGAAACCCAGCAUAAUGAAGGGACAUAAAUGCUUUCAGUGUGGAAAGUACUUCAGAUAUAGAUCACAUCUCAUUGUGCAUCAAAAGGUCCACAAAGGGGAGGAACUCUUUGAAUACUCAGAGUGUAGGAAGAGAUUUAGUUGGAGUGACACUCUUCAGGAGUAUCAACAAACCCACACAGGAGAGAAGCCCUUUGAAUGCUCAGAGUGUGGGAAGAAAUUCAGAUGGUGUGGCCGUCUUAAAGAUCAUCAACAAAUCCACACAGGGGAGAAGCCGUUUGAAUGCUCGGAGUGUGGGAAGAGAUUCAGUUGGAGUGGCCAUCUUAAAGAGCAUCAACGAAUUCACACAGGGGAGAAGCCUUUUCAGUGCUCAGAGUGUGGGAAGAAAUUCAUGCACAGUGGCCGUCUUAAAAAUCAUCAACGUAUCCACACAGGUGAGAAGCCAUUUCAAUGCUCAGAGUGUGGGAAGAGAUUCAGGUUGAGUGGCAUUCUUCAAAAGCAUAUAAGAACCCACACAGGAGGAAAGCCCUUUGAAUGCUCAGAGUGUGGAAAGAGUUUCUCUCAGAGUGACUCUCUUCAACAUCAUCUAAGAAUCCACACAGGGGAAAAGCCCUAUGAAUGCUCAGAGUGUGGGAAGAGAUUCAAUCGGAAUGGCCUUCUUCAACAGCAUCAACGAACCCACACAGGGGAGAAGCCAUUUGAAUGCUCAGAGUGUGGGAAGACAUUCUGUUGGAGUGCCUCUCUUCAGCUGCAUCAACGAAUUCAUACAGGGGAGAAAUGCUUUGAAUGCUCAGAAUGUGGGAAGAGUUUCUAUUCCAGUGGAAAUCUUCAAAGUCAUCUAAUAAGCCACACAGGGGAGAAGCCCUUUAAAUGCUUGGAAUGUGGGAGGGCAUUCAGUCGGAGUAACCAUUUUCAAGAGCAUCUAAGAACCCACACUGGGGAGAAACCGUUUGAAUGCUCAGUGUGUGGAAGGACGUUCAGUCAAAGUAGCCAUUUAAAACAACAUCUAAGAACCCAUACAGGAGAGAAGCCCUUUGAAUGCUCAGAAUGCGGGAAGACAUUCAGUCGGCGAGUCGCUCUUCAACAGCAUCAAAGAACCCACACAGGGGAGAAGCCAUUUGAAUGCUCAGAGUGUGGGAAGAGAUUCAGUCACAGUAGCAGUUUUCAACAGCAUCAAAGAAGCCACUCGGGGGAGAAGCCAUUUGAAUGCUUUGACUGUGGGAAGAGAUUCAGCCAAAGUGGUAGUUUUCAAGAGCAUCAAAGAAGCCACACAGGGGAGAAGCCGUUUGAAUGCUUAGAUUGUAGGAAGAGAUUUAGCCGCAGUACCAGUCUUCAACAACAUCAGCAGACUCACACAGAGGAGAAGGCCUUUGAAUGCUCAGAGUGUGGGAAGAGAUUCAAUCGGAGUAGCACUCUUCAACAGCAUCAACAAACCCAUACAGGGGAGAAGCCCUUUGAAUGCUUAGAGUGUGGGAGGAGAUUCUGUCGGAAAGGCACUCUUCAACAGCAUGAAAGAACCCACACAGGACAGAAGCCAUUUGAAUGCUCAGUGUGUGGGAAGAGAUUCACUCGGUGUGGCACUCUCCAAGAGCAUCAAAGAACUCACACAGGGGAGAAGCCCUUUGAAUGCUCAGAGUGUGGGAAGAAAUUUAUUUCAAGUGGUACUCUUCAAAAGCAUCAACGAACCCACACAGGAGAGAAGCCCUUUGAAUGCUCAGAGUGUGGGAAGAGAUUCACUCAGAGUGGCCAUCUUAAGGAUCAUCAACAAACCCACCCACGGGAGAAGCCCUUUGAAUUUGCCAACUGUAGGAAGAGAUUCUGUCAAAGUGGUGGUCUUCAAUAGCAUUAACAAACGCACAUAGAGGAGAAGCCUUUUGAAUGCUCAGAAUGUGGGAAGCAAUUUAGGCAGAGCAGCACUCUUCAAUAGCUGUAAGAACCCAAACAGGGGAGAAGCCUUUUGAAUGCUUAGAGUUUGUGAAGAGAAUCAGUUAUGGUAGCACUCGCUGAAAAAAUUUAACCCACACAGGCAAGCGUGCAGAGAUUCAGUCUCUCUUAAACAUCAUCAAAGAGGUGUGUUAAGGAAUUAUAUAGGGGGUUUCCCCCCAGAUUUGGGUCAGGUGGACCCAAAACGUAACAGCAUUCCCAAAUAUUCCUGAAUCCCAAUAGCAGUGUUGUAUUGGGAAUUGGGUAAAUAUCUGGGAAACCUGAGUUUAUUUGGCUCUGAUAUACCCUAUGUGGACAGUCUCUGUAGGGUAUAAUGGAGAAUUUUACUUGGUGAGUUGUGCUACCCCAAAAAGGUGAGUUUCACAGUAUGGAGCACCAAACAGAUCAAUACUGUGUCUGAAUGCAUAUAUAAUAAUAAACUUGGUAAAUUCAAACA